Messenger RNA from Aphidius gifuensis, 907 nucleotides. RefSeq lists its product as uncharacterized. NCBI's taxonomy places the organism in Eukaryota, Metazoa, Arthropoda, Insecta, Hymenoptera, Braconidae. The record is from RefSeq and is a predicted model, not a curated record. The transcript is spliced from 3 exons. Bases 92 to 799 code for a protein of 235 amino acids.
UUUAUUAAGGAUCAUUUAAUUUUUUGUGUUGAUUUUUUUUUGCUUCUUGUUGACAAGAAAUGUCAUCAAAAAUUUUUAAAUUAAGUCCUUGAUGAUUAUGGUUGGAUCAUCUAGAGUAAUUGAAAAUUCAGAGUAUAAAAUAAAUCAAGAGCAGAGAAUGGAUCAAGACAACGAUCUAUUUGAUAUUCUUCAAUUACUAUUUCAACGAUUAUAUGUUUACAUACGUGAUUUUCCAGAAAUUAUACAAAAAGAAUUUUUAUCAUUUUUUCAAAAAGCCGAAAUUCAAGAGCCAGAAUUAAAUGAUUAUUCAUUUUCAUUAUCAAAAUAUUCAAUUGCUGAUUUAUUAGCAUUUUAUACAAUUUGUGCAGUAUUAGGAAUUUUAAUUGUCGUAACAACAAGAAAUAAUAGAAUUCCAGAGUCUUGUAUUGAUUAUACACCAUCACCAACACCCGAAAUUAAUGUACCACUUGUUGACCUAACAGAAGAUGAUACACCUGAUCGAGAUUCUCUGUAUGAACUUCCACGUUUAGCACAUCCAUGGGGUGAUUCAAUUGCCGAACCAGAAAGAUUAAUACCACAAAGAAUAUAUUUUUAUCAGCCAAAAACAAGACCAUAUUGUUGUUCAAUUGAAUCAAGACCAUCACAUAUAUCUGUACGUUCAACAUCAUCACAUCAAUUUCAAACAACAAGAGCAAAAGAUCAAUUAUAUCAACGUCAAUCUAAUAAUAUCAAUGAUUGGCUUAUUCGACGAACAAGAAGUGGACAAAUUUAUGGAAAAUAUCCAAUUCAAACAUCAUGAUAUUAUUAAUUUUUAACAGUCAAGUUUAUAAAAGAAAAAAAAAUUUAUUAUUACUUCAACAGAAAGGGAUUUUAUACUUAAAAUUUGAUGAAUCAUUUUUGCACAAAA